Molecule: messenger RNA, 5003 nt
Organism: Hibiscus syriacus
Lineage: Eukaryota; Viridiplantae; Streptophyta; Magnoliopsida; Malvales; Malvaceae
Product: protein transport protein SEC16A homolog
Exons: 14
Coding region: 354-4502 (1382 amino acids)
Biological process (GO): Golgi organization; autophagy; COPII vesicle coat assembly
Cellular component (GO): ER to Golgi transport vesicle membrane; endoplasmic reticulum exit site
Source: RefSeq, a predicted model, not a curated record
AAAAAACAAAGCUCGCUCGCUGUUUUUCUUUUCUCCUUCCUGCUAUCUUUGUUGUAUCUCGUCAUAUGUUCACCUGAAUCUGAUUGCAGAGAUCUCAAAAGCCCUAGAUCCUGCUCAUUUGUUUCAUGUAUUUCAUCUGAUUGGGUCGCUUAGCGGUUGGAUCUCGAUGUUCGCGUAACCGUUUCAGCUCGAAUUCUGAAGAUAUUUCUCAAUUAUUUACUCUUUGUCGUUAAAUUUUCGAGAUUAAUUACAGUAAAGCAGGCUUGUCUUCUCUUGCUUCUGUUAUUAGAUUGUUAGGGUUUUCUUUGGCAUUUUAGCUCGUUAGCAUUUUUUUUUCUGUUUCAAUUUGGUCGAUGGCUUCGAAUCCUUCAUUCCAGGUGGAGGAUCACACGGAUGAAGAUUUUUUCGACAAGUUAGUUAAUGACGAAGAUGAUGACAGCAUGGGCCCCACCGUCCCAAAAUUCGCGGGGGGCAAUCACUGUGGCGAUGCUGAAGCCUUUUCCAAUUUAUCAAUCGGAGAAGAGGCUGGCAGCGAAGAGUCUGGCAGUCAUGGUGGAAAGGAAAAUUCUCCUGUGGAUGGAGGUCCUCCGCCGGCAGGUAAUGACACUAGUCAUUCAUUUGGAGUAGAUACUAGUGUGUUUGACUCGAAUAAUCAUCUCCAAGCAGUACAGUCAGAGGUUGUGAUCAGUCAGAGUUUAAAUGAGAAUAUUGGAUCUAAGAAUGCUGGGGUUAAGGAAAUAGGAUGGAAUUCGCUUUUUUCUGAUUCUGAUGAGAAUGGGGUGCAAGGGUUUGGUUCAUAUUCUGAUUUUUUCAGUAAUUUAGGGGAGAAUUCCACAGAAGAUUUCCUUUCUGAGAAGGAUGUAAUUGCGAAAAUGUGUUUAUUCAAUCAGAAUUCAGGUAGUACUAACGAGCAGUAUCAUGGUGGCAACCAUGAUGAAGUUUAUGGAGCUUCUACUGCAGAUAAUGGAAAUGAGCAUGAUUUGUAUAGCAGUCAGUACUGGGAGAAUAUGUAUCCAGGGUGGAAGUAUGAUGCAAAUUCAGGGCAGUGGUAUCACGCAGAUGGUUCAAGUGGUGAUGGGAGUGGGAACACAGAUGUGAAAGCAGGGGCUUCUUAUUUGCAGCAGACAUUUCAAUCUGUUGCAGGGACUAUGACAACUGUAGAGAGCAGUGCCAUUGAGAGUGUGGCAAAUUGGAAUCAGGUUUCCCAAGUGAAUAAUGGGUAUCCAGAACAUAUGAUUUUUGACCCUCAAUACCCUGGUUGGUACUAUGAUUUAAUUGCUCAGCAAUGGUGCUCUCUGGAGAGCUAUAAUGCCGCUGUUCAGUCAACCGUUCAUGGUGAUGGUCAGCAAAAUCAAAAUGGAUUUACUUCUACCGUUCAGAAUUGUCUAACUCAAAUUAACAGUUCUAGCAUGUAUGGUGAACAUGGACAAGGUGAUAAUUAUGGAUCACUAGGUCUCGAAAGCGCUGGUGAACAUCGCACUUGGGGAGAUUCCCAUGGUAAUUAUCAUGGUCCAGGUUUGAAUAUGGGGCAACCUGGGACUUUUCCCGUAACUAAGGGAAUUUCAAGCUUCGCUGGGAACAAGCAAUUAGAUACAUCUCUUGGUUUGAAUAUGCUAUCAAACAACCAUGUAAAUCACUUCAAUUCAUCCUACAAUUCUCUGCAGGAAGUUCAGUCAGUUAAUAAUGCUAACCAGCUUCAUACUGGGGCCAAUGAGGUCAUUGGGUUACAAAGCUUUCUUCCUACAGAAAACUUCAAUCAUCAGUUUACCCAGAUAAAUUUAAAGCAAAAUGAGCAGAUGCAUUUCUCAAAUGAUUUCUAUGGGGGCCAGAAGUCUGUAAAUGCUGCCCAGCAGCCACUUCUGACUAGCCAGCCACUUCCUUAUGCUUCUAACACUGGGCGAUCGUCUGCUGGCCGUCCUCCACAUGCACUUGUUUGUUUUGGAUUUGGUGGAAAACUCAUAGUAAUAAAAGAUAGUAGUCCUCUACGGAACUCGUCAUUUGGUACCCAGGGUUCUGUAGGAGCUUCUAUCUCUUUACUCAAUUUGUUGGAAGUUGUCAAUUCAAACACUAGCAUUUCUGGUGCCACACCUGCAACCUCUGAUUAUUUUAAUACUUUGUGCCAACAAUCCUUCCCUGGUCCAUUGGUUGGUGGAAAUGUAGGCAGUAAAGACUUGAACAAGUGGAUUGAUGACAGGAUUGUUAGAUGUGAAUCACCUAACAUGGACUACGGAAAAAGUGAAACUUUAAGAAUGCUUCUCUCACUGCUUAAAAUUGCUUGUCAGCAUUAUGGGAAGCUUCGAUCUCCUUUCGGAUUUGAUACCUUAUUGAAGGAGACUGAUACUCCAGAAUCAGCAGUUGCUAAACUAUUUGCAUCUGCAAAGAGGAAGGACACACCUUAUGGUGCUCUUAGCCACUGCUUGCAGCAAUUGCCUGCUGAAGGACAAGUUCAGGCAAAAGCCUUUGAGGUACAGAAUCUUCUGGUGUCUGGUAGAAAAAAAGAGGCUUUGCAGCGUGCACAAGAAGGUCAAUUGUGGGGACCUGCAUUAGUUAUUGCGUCGCAACUUGGUGAACAGUUCUACAUUGAUACUGUUAAGAAAAUGGCACUUCAUCAGAUGGUAGCAGGGUCUCCUUUACGGACAUUAUGCCUGCUAAUUGCAGGGCAACCAGCUGAAGUUUUUUCCACAGGUUCCACAUUUGAUGGUAUGGAUUUGUCGCAACAGCAUGCGGAGUUAAGGGCAAAUUGCAUACUUGAUGAUUGGGAAGAGAAUUUGGCUGUAAUAACUGCAAAUAGAACCAAAGAUGAUGAGCUUGUAAUUAUUCAUCUUGGAGAUUGCCUGUGGAAGGAAAGGAGUGAGAUAAUGGCAGCACAUACCUGCUACUUAGUUGCGGAAGCAAACUUUGAGUCAUAUUCGGAUAGUGCUAGACUUUGUCUUAUUGGAGCAGACCACUUGAAGUUUCCUCGAACCUAUGCUAGUCCAGAGGCUAUCCAGAGGACCGAGUUAUACGAGUAUUCAAAGGUGAUGGGGAACUCUCAGUUUGUCUUGCUACCAUUUCAGCCAUACAAACUUAUUUAUGCGCACAUGCUGGCUGAAGUUGGAAAAGUUUCAGAUUCAUUGAAGUACUGUCAAGCUGUAUUAAAAUCAUUGAAAACUAGUCGAGUGCCUGAGGUACAAACUUGGAAACAUUUAGUUUUAUCUCUGGAGGAGAAGAUAAGAUUCCAUCAACAAGGGGGAUAUGCUACAAAUUCGGCUCCAGCAAAAUUAGUUGGUAAAUUGCUGAACUUUUUUGAUAGCACUGCACAUCGAGUUGUGGGGGGUCUACCCACACCUCCUACAUCAGCAUCAAAUGGAAAUUCUCUUGGUAAUGAUCAUUUAAACCAACAAACCGGGCGAAGAGUCUCUGCUAGCCAAUCAACAAUGGUUAUGUCAUCAUUGGCCUCUUCUUCUAUGGAACCUAUUCGUGAUUGGGAGGGCAAGGAGGCUGAUGGCAAAAUGACAAUUCAUAAUAGAAGUGUUUCAGAGCCGGACAUUGGCAGAACUCCAAGACAGGUUGAUUCAUCAAAGGAAGCAGCAGCAUCCACUGAACAAGGCAAAGCAUCAGACUCAGUAGGGGUAUCUCGCUUUUCUCGUUUUAGUUUUGGCUCACAGCUUCUACAGAAAACUGUGGGGUUAGUUUUAGGGCCUCGUGCUGAUAAACAGGCUAAGCUAGGCGAAAAGAACAAAUUCUGCUAUGACGAAAAACUUAAGAGAUGGGUGGAGGAAGGUGUUGAACCUCCAGCUGAAGAAACAGCCUUGCCACCACCUCCAACCACUGCUGCCUUCCAAAAUGGAACAUCUGACUACAAUUUGCACUCUGCGUUGAAGAAUGAGGGUUCUCCCCCUGACGGAAGCCCAAAAUUCAGAAACCCAACCCCAAUAGAACAUGCUUCUGGGAUCCCUCCUAUUCCUACAAGCUCCAAUCAAUUCUCUGCUCGUGGACGGAUGGGUGUUCGAGCAAGGUAUGUGGACACUUUCAACAAAGGUGGUGGCCAAGCAAAUUUAUUUCAGGCACCUGCUGUUUCCUCUGUUAAACCUGCAGCAGCUGCAAAUGCAAAGUUUUUUAUUCCCACACCUGUAUCAACGACAACAAAUGAACAAUCAGUGGAGUCGAUUACUGAAAAUGCACAAGAGAAUGCUACAAGUUAUACUCCUACCACUUCCACUUCCAGUGCCAAUGCUAACGAGUCUUGUCUAUCUCCCAAGCCUUCAUCGUCAAACACUAGGCAAAGUUUCCUGAGCAUGGAUAAUAUAUCUCAGGAAAGCAUGAUGACAAAUGCCAAUGGUUAUUCAUCACACACACAUCAAACGGACUUGUGGAGUGAAAGCAACUUUGAUAAUGCAGUAGGUUAUCCUUGUAAGGCUGAAAUAAGACCUUCAGGGGAGGUGGGAAAGCUUCCGCCGUUGUUUAUGCCUGGUCCAAUGAGUGGUAGUUUUGGGGAUGAGCUACAUGAGGUGGAGCUUUGAGCCAAGAUUUGUCAAGAUGUAAAUAUCAAAAGUUUCGUUCCUGCGUUCCGAAUACAAUAUCCGUCAUAUCUCCGAGCAUACGACAAUGACGGCACACUGAAACACUGGUUAUGGAAACAAAAAUAUCUUCUUUGGCUAUUAACUUCUUAACCCCUUCUCCCCAUUCUGCAUUUGUAUUUUGAUAUUCAGUUGCAUUCUUGGGUUUCAUUUGGUUGUUUUAUUUUGUUUCAGAUUUAUUGCCACCUUUUUUUUUAAUUUAUAGGAAAGAAACGGAAGCAAGAAACAGAUAGCUAAAUGCAAAAGUGUCAAUCAGUCAAACGGAGUCUGAUUUAAUUGUAUUAAUAGGUUUUAUAUGUAUCGCCAGGGCUAAAAGGAACUGGAUAUUUAUAUUCUUUUUUUUUUCUUUGGGUUACUAAAAGGAAUCAAAUGCCCUAAGCAGGCAUCACAUGUACAGCAUUUGUUCAUUGGUUGAAGAAUGGAAAUAUUUGUGUUGAGGUGAAA